AUGGCCAACGACGCACGAACGGGCGUCUUUGACAUUUCCAACAAGAACCUAAAACUCGACACAGAACAGGACAUUGCGCCCUACAUCUCUCAGCUCGAGAAGAUAGAACCUCUAUAUGAGAUUCAUCUCUCGGGCAACACGUUUGGUGUGGGCGCAUGCCAGGCACUGGCCGAGGUGCUCAAGAAAAAAAAAACACUCAGAAUCGCCGGCAUGUCAGAUAUUUUUACAGGUCGGCUUAUUACAGAGAUUCCUGACUCUUUGCGUGCUCUUUGUGAUGCACUUGUAGAUCAUGAAGAACUUGAGGAAAUUCACCUCUCAGACAAUGCGUUUGGUGGUCGCUCGUCUGAACCGAUGGUUAAUCUGCUCACAAACAAUCACCAUAUUCGUCUUUUGAAUUUAAGUAACAAUGGUCUUGGCGUAACAGGUGGCACUAUCGUGGCCGAUGCAUUGUACGAGGCUGCCAAGUCGCUCAAAGAUGGUGAGAAGAGUGCCUUGCGCGUCGUGAUUUGCGGCCGUAACCGCUUGGAAAAUGGUUCUGCGCCUGUUUGGGCACGAGCUUUUGCUGCUCAUCGUGGUAUCACAGCGGUGCACAUGUACCAAAAUGGCAUCCGCAUGGAAGGCGUGCGCGCCCUGUGUCAAGGUCUUUCGCACUGCAAGGAUCUCGAAGUAUUGGAUCUACAGGACAAUACGGCGACACUAAGAGGAUCAAGGGCUGUUGCCAAUGCGCUGCCAAACUGGCCUCAUUUGCGUACUUUGAACCUAUCAGACUGUUUGCUCAAGUCAAAGGGCGGCUCGUUGCUAUUCGAAACCCUGAGUCUUGGUCUCAACAAAAAGCUCCAGACGCUGCAUUUGCAGUAUUGUGACUUGAAUCGCGGCUCGCUAGACAAACUGGGGCACGCUAUCGAACAGCAUCUUUCAGAGCUCGAGACACUUGAGAUCAAUGGUAACUUUGCUGACGUGGACGAUGAUUGUAUCUCUAAGAUCACAGCCUCCCUGAGCAAAUGGGGACAUGCUACAGCACUGGAUGAAUUGGAUGAAAUGGAUCCAGAGGGUGAAGAAGACGAAGACGAAGAAGAAGAAGAAGAAGAUAUUGGCGAAGAGGAGAAACCUGACCCCGAGGCCGAUAAACUCGCGGAUGAACUCGCCAAGACUCACAUCCAGUCCUAA
Molecule: messenger RNA, 1167 nt
Organism: Malassezia restricta
Lineage: Eukaryota; Fungi; Basidiomycota; Malasseziomycetes; Malasseziales; Malasseziaceae
Product: Ran GTPase-activating protein 1
Exons: 1
Coding region: 1-1167 (388 amino acids)
Biological process (GO): nucleocytoplasmic transport; activation of GTPase activity
Cellular component (GO): nucleus; cytosol; perinuclear region of cytoplasm
Molecular function (GO): GTPase activator activity; small GTPase binding
Source: RefSeq, a predicted model, not a curated record